Messenger RNA from Closterium sp. Yama58-4, 2748 nucleotides. NCBI's taxonomy places the organism in Eukaryota, Viridiplantae, Streptophyta, Zygnematophyceae, Desmidiales, Closteriaceae. The record is from the annotation of a GenBank genome assembly.
AUGCUCGCCCUGCUCGACCACUGCCUCGCCUGCCACCCCCACACACCACCAGAAACACAGGGCAGUGCAGGGCCCUCAUCCCCGCCUCUCCUGCCCUCUCCGCCCCAUCUGCUGCAGCAGCCCCACCCGCCGGUGUUGCCAGUGCACGCAACGCCGGAAGGAGAGGGGGCAAUGCCUUCUGUACCUUCUCAGUCCACUGAAACGGCACCUCACCACCCCACAGCAGAGCCGGCAGGACCCAUGGGGCCGGUAGGGCCGGUGGGGCCGGUGGGACCAGUGGUGCCGCUGCGGACGGUGCAGACAUGCAUGGGGGCGCUGCUGAAAUCGGCGCAUGAUGAGAUGGAGCGCGUGUGGGAGCUGUAUGGCAUGGGGGAGCGGGAGGGGGGGAAGGGCAGCACGCCCGACUGGCUUGUCAAUCAAAUGUUUGAGCAGAUGCGCGACGACCUGGCCAUGUCAAGACGAACGGUGCCGCUCCAGGCGGUGGAAGCGGUGGUGUUUGGGUGCGCGCGGUUUGAGGCGCCUCAAAAUUCCCCACCGGUGCCUCUGCCCCCUGCCCCUCAAAGUGCACCUCAAAAGGGACGAACGGUGCCGCUCCAGGCGGUGGAAGCGGUGGUGUUUGGGUGCGCGCGUUCUGAGAAUUCUCAAAAACCCGCGCGGUUUGAGGCGCCUCAAAAUGCACCUCAAAAGGGACGAGCGGUGCCGCUCCAGGCGGUCGAAGCGGUGGUGUUUGCGUGCGCCCGGGCGGUGUACCUGAGCAAAAAGAGGAGGGAGAAAGGGGGAGUGGUGGGGUUACAGAGGGAGGGUAGAGGAGGUAGUGGUUACAGCAGGGGUGGUACAGGGGGGGCGGGAGAGGAGGAUGGUGAGUUGUCUGCUGCAGCACUGGCUGACCAUGCCUCUGCAGCUAUGCAGGAACUGCAAGAGGCGAUGGGGGCGCGAGGAGGGGAGGGAGAGGGUGAGCGAGGAAGGGAGAGAGAGGAGGAGAGGGAAGAGGGUGGUCUGAGGGGGUAUGAGGUGGGGGAGCGGGUGUGGUCAGCGUAUAUGGAGACUUUGAACCAUGCAGGGCGGUAUGAGGCGAGCAUUGCAGCAUGGCCGCAUGUCAUGGCAAUCAAGAGAGGGGCGGAAGAGUGGGAGGAGGGCGGGGCGGAGGGCGAGUGGGAGCGUGCAGCGUGGGGCAUGCGUAUGGGAAGCAGGGAAGCAGCAGCAGCAGAUGGGGAGGAGAAUCUGCCUGGGUUGCGAGCAUGCAAUGCGUACCUCGCGGCGCUGGCAGGAGCAGCGGUGGCGAGCGGGGAAGGGGGGCGCAGGAGGGAGGCGGAGAGGAGGGGCGAGGAGGCGGAGGGGUUUUUCCGCACCUUGCUGCGCGCGGAGAGAGGGCCGCUCACUGCUGCUGUGAACGCGCUGCUGCACAUGUACCUCCACCAGUCGCGCCUGAAUGACCUAGAGAGGCGGUUUCAAGGGAUGAAAGAGGGUGUCUCCCCGACCGCACGCGUUGACGCCCACACCUACAAUCUAAUCAUAGCCGCCUGCGGUGCAGCAGGGGACACUCGAACGGUCCGUUCGCUGUAUCUGGACAUGGUUGGAAACCGGAAGGGCCGAGGAAAGAAACCGGGGAUGGUGCUGGUGGGAGCAGCGAGGGAAGCGGCGGAAGCAGUGGUGGGGAAGUUGAGGGUAGAGAGGGAUGAGACGAGGAGCAUGAAGCUGAGUAAGGAGCAGCGGCAGGUGUUGGCAGGGGUGCUGCUGGGUGGCGCAAGGAUUGCGGCGCAGGACAACGAACGGACGUACGAGAUUCAUUUCGAGCAGCCGUUGGACAAUCCUGGCCGUGUAGAGCUGCUGGAGGGGCUUCCGUGGGAUGCGCCGAACCUGAUUCGGUUCGGCGGAGCCACGGCGACGAGGCUGUGGAAGUUCAUGGAGGCGCAUGUGCUGCCGAGCCUGAGGGACGAGCUUCGGCCGGGCGUGAGGAUGAGGUUCGGGGGAGAUGGUGCAGCUGGUGUUGGUUUGGAGGGGGGUGGUGUGAUGGGAGAGAGUGGGGAGAGGGAGAGCGAGGGAGGGUGGGAGGAGGACGAGAAGGGGGAGAGGAUGGUGGGGGCUGGAGAAAUUGGUAGGGGGGGCAGGGAGGGGGAAGUGAAGGGAGAGGAGGGGAAAGAGGGUGGGGAGGUGUGGUCUGAUGAUGCAUGGGGUUCUGAUAGCCAAGAAGAGGGGAGCAGAGAUGAGGAUGAGGAGGAAGAGGAGGACGAGGAUGAGGAGGAUGAAGAGGGGGAGGAGGAGGACGAGGAGGGUGAUGAUGAGGGUGAGAAUUGGGACGACGGGGAGGAUGAGGAUGAGGAUGAGGAGGGGGAAGAAUGGGAAGAGGUGGAAGAAGGGGAAGAGGCAGAGCAUGACAGGGAGGAGGGGGAGAGUGUGAGGCGACGCUUCAGCCCAGGAGGAGAUGACAGGGUGCAUUGGGAAGGGCAGCAAGGGUUUGGAGUGGACAAUGAUACUGGAGAAGGACGAAACGACGAGAGAGAAGCGCGAGGCAUUGAGAAAGAAGCGCGAGGCAUUGGCAGGACAGGGCUUGAGCAGCAAGAGGGGCAAGAGGACGCAGACAAGUUUGAGAGGAGGAGAUUCAGUCGGGGCCGGUUUAGGGAUAGGGAGAGGGAGAAGGAUACAAGGGAGGAGAUUGGGUUGAACGAGUGGAUGCCUCUGGAGCUGGCUCUGUACAUGGAGAAGGUGCAGACACCCGUGUUCAAGAAGAAACCCAAAAAGAAGAGGUGA